This is a messenger RNA of Pseudo-nitzschia multistriata, 3639 nucleotides long. The record is from the annotation of a GenBank genome assembly. NCBI's taxonomy places the organism in Eukaryota, Bacillariophyta, Bacillariophyceae, Bacillariales, Bacillariaceae.
CGAUACACACGAUCCAUCCACGAAACGUUGAAUCGCCAUAACAAAAACCCUCACUUAGAACCGUGCGUGCGUUGUUUUUUGAAGAUCGGAGAUCGRACAUUUUGACGGGAAAAGUUUCCACCAAAACUUGGAUUUGUCACAAGAUACGGGAGCGACGAACAUCGUUGCUGUUCUCACAAUCAUUCGCAUCGGUUCGCAUCCGAUGGCACCGAACGUCCACACCGACACCACAUCAGKUACKGUCGUUGCGAGUUUCACGAAACUUUUCUGAAACAUGAGUUUUUCUUCGUAUCUGCCGUGCGGCUUUGAACCGGCUAGUUUGUUCGGUGACGACGGCGAUGACAAGGAUUCGUGCUCUUCCAUCGUGGAAUACAUGACAAACCUGCCACUGUGCUGUCCAAGCGUGGCAAGGCGAACCGAAGACYAUCCCUCCCAUCGAAGAGAAAUCGCACAGGGCGCGAUGGCACAACCUUGGCGGCCACCCCUGUACCGAGACAAAAGCCUCCUUGCCGAUGCUUGUUCGCCGAGUGUCGAAGAAGAAAAGGGUUCAUCGCCGUCGUCGAAAACUCGGAGCCUUUCAAUCGGAGUUCUUGCUUGUGGCAAUUCUGUUCCGCCUCGAGAGGACMAGAGUGCCCCAUCGACCAACACUGACCGAAACUCUUUGCCUCCCGAUUUCAUUCCACCGAGGCAUCUCUUUUCCCGGCAUGUCAAUACAAAGCGACACGUUGAAUCAACAAUAGUCCCGAAAGAUUCUUUGUCACAGGGGUUACGGUUACAGCCGAAAGAUGUUGUCUGCGGGCGCGGGGCUCCCACUAGCACCCAUCCCGGAAACCAGCAGUUCAAAAAAAUGAUUAAAAAACACGAGAUGGAAUACGUAUGCUCGAAACGAAACGAAAAGCCCAUGAUUGCGACGAAACUAUUGUCAAUGCUACAAUCCGGUGGCGUCCGAUUUGUCAAGAGGGAAAGAAACGAGGAAGGUUCAUUGGUAUGGGCCGAAAUAGGGGAACAAAGAGCUCUGGAAAAGGUUUGCCAAUCGCUCCGGGAGGACGCGCCGCAUAUACGACGCAAAAUGGUUGCGUCCUCGGCCCUUCGGUCGACCAGAUCAGAGGAACGACGAGAGCACCGAAAUCGCUUUCAACAGAGCCGCCAAGAUACGAGCAACCAAGUUUCUAGCGAGACGGGCGACAUUUAUGAUGUGCGUCACCGGUCAUCACUAGCCACCAACAGUAACGCACGGAAGAACAUAUCACACCAGAUUCAAAACAACGGUGCGUUUCAUCACGAAGAGUGCGUAAGCAAGGAAUGCAGUUACAAUUUAGGCGCACACUAUGAUGAUCCAYAUCCGGUCCAUAUACCUCCUCAUCUUGGAGGAGAGAGAAUGUUUGGGGAUAAGUUUUCUCGGGAAUGAAUCUGUAGUAGUACUAGCUACUAGUUCUAGUUUGAGAGAGAGGAAUCYAAGUGCUGGCAGCGUUGAGGGCAAUGCGCCACCCUAUUUAAUGCUUAGAAUACUUCUGCUAGUACCAUGCUCAAGAUCCUUUUUGCUCAUAGUAGUAGAUGUAAACCAAUAAAUUCAACAACAAAAUGCAUGAUGUGGCAGAAGAUGAUAACCCUCCACAACCAUGAAGGUGCAAGAUUCAAAUAAUUAUUUCAUUCGUGCAUAUUUUCCCGUUGUGUUGACGAAUUGACGUACGACCAGUCAAUUUAGUCAUCCAAAAAAUGAUGAGAACGAUCUCUGACGCGAUGAUGUACAGUACCGUACGGUAAAGUACGGUACCGUAUUGUGAAUUGCUCUAUUCCGACUUUUUCAGCCAAAUUCAAUCAAGCUUCGCACAAUGUUACAUCACGUUGUCCGGUCAACUCGUAAACGGAAGCUCUUUUUGUGCAAGAAAUCUCCYUAUGAGCCACACGGAGAAACGACGGAGAACGGAAAAACUUAGAAGUCGCAGCAGCACUUCUCUGUCGUCUGCCACGAUCAUAUUAUUGAUGGCAACAUCAACACGGCAGUUUUUGCCAUGUUGCGACGCCUUGGUGUUGCGUGGUCGUAGGUGUUUUGAAAGGAGCUCUUCUCGUGCUCUACCGAUUCUGAGAGGAACCACUGCUUUUUCUAGAAAGUCCAUAUUGAAUGGACGCCGUGAUUCAACAUCUCUUUCGGUGGCUAGGGAAAUAGAUGAAAACGUCGACAACAAUAAGAAAACACCACCGCUUUUACUGCCGUCCCAUCCCGAUUUCCCGAUCACGAGUGUCAUGGCACCCAUGGUAGCCGCAUCCGACUAUCCAUUUCGCGUUUUUUUGCGGGAAUAUUGCGGCGUAGAUUUGACAUACACACAAAUGCUGCUUGCCAAAAAAUUCAUGGCCGACCCAGUUUGGAGAAAGGCUCAUUUGGAUUUGUACGAAACGACGGAUAYCAYAAAUARUCUUCCAUUGGAUCCAAAUUCGCUCCACCCCUCUCAAAUCGCUUGCAUCGGGGAUUUUGAUGAAGACCAACAGCGGCUACAAUCCCUCAACUUACAACCUUUUAGGCGGGAAAAAUCGGCUCCUCUMAUGGUGCAAUUGGCAGGYGAUGACGUAGACACCGUGGUGCAAACGGCCAUAAUGAUUUACGAGCACACAGAUGGUAAACUUACGGGUAUCGACCUGAACUGUGGUUGUCCGCAACAAAUUGCAAGCAAGGGAAACUACGGGGCUUUUUUGAUGGAGCGKGAUCCCGAGCUAGUUAAUGAGAUAUUAGCAGGCCUACGAAAGAACUUGCCGUCAGAGGUUUCUGUAUCCGCAAAAAUUCGACUACCUCUUGACGACGACACCUUAAGAGAGAGGAUUCCCCGACUGAUGGACACAGGCAUCAACUUUAUGACAGUACAUGGGCGAACCCUCAAAGAAAACAAGGCGAAAGCGAAAGGUGCCCACAUCGAUCGCAUACGAUUGGCUGUAAAAUUAGCCCAUGAGCUGGAUCCAGAUUUUCCCGUUAUUGCCAAUGGUGGAAUGGAACAUUACGACGACAUUCAGUCAAUAUUGAAAUCUACGGGAGCCAGCGCGGCGAUGAGUUCCGAAGGACUGUUGGAAACCCCAGAUCUAUUCAUGAAAGAAUCAAUGGAUCCAAAAACACCGGAGGAGCAAUUUGAUCGUCAACUUUCGUUUGCAAAAAAUUAUCUUGAUGUUUGCUCUCGCGUUGGUCCACCUCUGCCUGGAGUAUUGGGGAAGGGCGGCUCUUUCAACGUCGUUCGAGGACACUUGUUCAAGUUUCUGCAUCGAUAUAUCAACUCGGACCAUCAAGAUUUGCGCAACAAGCUGGCCGCUAAUGGGGAUGACUGUAUGAGAACACUUGGGGAAGCAAGAAGCUUGGUAGAGGAACUUGAAUCCCGAUACGAUAAUAUAUCCGAAGAGAAAUGGAAGGAACUUGGGUCGUCGUCACCUACGGCYUCUUGGUAUCGAAGACACAGGAAACCGGAUCGGCGUGUUCACGAACGAUCGAUACAAGGAAUGGGCUAUUCUUCGUCCGAGGAGAGCGAACUUUCCGUCAGUGAGCGGAAGCAAAAAAUCAAGGAGAGAUUAGCGAAAAUGAAAGCUCGAAAAUUAGCACAGAAAGGAAACGCAAAACAGUUUGUGUAAUUUUGCCACACUUACGUUUUGCAUUUAUAUUCA